Molecule: messenger RNA, 1500 nt
Organism: Talaromyces marneffei
Lineage: Eukaryota; Fungi; Ascomycota; Eurotiomycetes; Eurotiales; Trichocomaceae
Exons: 6
Coding region: 1-1500 (499 amino acids)
Biological process (GO): regulation of DNA-templated transcription
Molecular function (GO): histone acetyltransferase activity
Source: RefSeq, a predicted model, not a curated record
AUGGGGGGAUGUGACGAUGCUGGGACACCAGAUCCAGCAGAGAAAGGGUUUGCCACUCUCGCGACACUCAGGAUCGGUGUGAAGGCUAUGGUUGAGAAGGAUGGUAGUCAUAGAAAAGCUGAGAUUCUGUCUAUGAGACAAAGGAAAGACACUCUUUACGUUUAUGUUCACUAUGUCGACUUCAACAAGCGUUUAGAUGAAUGGAUUCCGGCGACGCGUAUUGACCUGUCGCAGGAAGUAGAAUGGCCUGCGCCAGAGAAGCCAGAGAAGAAAAAGGCCCCCAGCAAAAGUGCAACUCAGAAACGUGCACGAGCAGAUAGUCGCGAUAUCUCAUCAACGCCAGACCUACUUACUGGCAAGAAUGUCAAUAUCAGCAAGGUUGUCCGCCUUUCGAAGGCUGGCGGAAAAGAGAAUCGUGCAGAAGAAACGCCCUUGAACCUAUCACUCGCAGGCUCCGAAGCAGUCUCUAUAGAUGGUACGCCCAAGGGGGAGUCUGAAGAUGUCGACAUGGUAGAUGCCGUCGAUACAAAACUCGAACAUCAAGAAAAAAUGCUAGGCGACAUGACCCGCGAAGAAGAAAUCGAAAAACUCCGAACAAGUGGAAGUAUGACCCAAAACCCGACGGAGAUCCAUCGUGUUCGAAAUUUGACUCGCCUUCAAAUGGGGAAACACGAAAUGGAGCCAUGGUAUUUCUCGCCAUACCCGGAAUCCUACCAGGACGCGGAUAUAGUCUACAUUGAUGAGUUUUGUUUGAGUUACUUUGACAAUAAGCGGGCAUUCGAGCGGCAUAGAUCGAAAUGCACACUUGUUCACCCGCCGGGAAAUGAGAUUUAUCGUGAUGACAACGUAUCCUUCUUUGAAGUCGACGGCCGUCGGCAACGUACAUGGUGCCGAAAUCUCUGCUUGCUGAGCAAGCUCUUCCUCGACCACAAAACCCUCUACUACGACGUUGAUCCCUUCUUGUUCUAUUGCAUGUGCACGCGCGACGAGACAGGCUGUCAUCUUACCGGAUACUUCUCCAAAGAAAAGGACUGUGCCGAAGGUUACAACCUAGCUUGUAUCCUAACUCUACCGCAAUAUCAGCGUCGAGGAUUCGGUCGUCUCCUCAUCCAGUUUAGUUACGAGCUUAGCAAGCGCGAGGGCAAGCUUGGAUCUCCAGAGAAACCACUCAGUGAUCUUGGUCUUCUGAGUUAUCGUCAAUAUUGGAGGGAGGUUUUGGUGGAGUUAUUGGUAGAACCUAAUCGAGAGGCGAUCAGCGAAUUCGAUCUGGCGACUCUGACUUCAAUGACGGAGAAGGAUGUGCAUGAGACACUGCUCGUUCUUAAUAUGCUACGAUAUCAUAAAGGAAACUGGAUCAUUGUCCUCCCGGACGCCAUCGUCGAGCAACACAAUAAAAGGUUAGAGAAGGAGAAGAUCAAGGGCAUCAAGAAGAUCGAUCCCACCAAAUUACAAUGGAAGCCCCCCGUUUUCACUGCUUCCAGCCGGACCUGGAAUUGGUAA